Molecule: messenger RNA, 2556 nt
Organism: Anastrepha ludens (Mexican fruit fly)
Lineage: Eukaryota; Metazoa; Arthropoda; Insecta; Diptera; Tephritidae
Exons: 2
Coding region: 322-957 (211 amino acids)
Source: RefSeq, a predicted model, not a curated record
ACAAAUAGUCGGUACGCUUCUUAGGGAAACUUGUAACGUAGACCAGAAUUUUCGCCUGAUUACUUAGCGUUUAGUCUGCAUUUGAAUUUCUAAGUUUGUCAACGAAUUGGUCGUCAACCUGUUUUGCUAUUGUUUUAGUGUGAAACACAUCCAUGUGACUACAUAACUGACAAACAGUUACUCGUCACUACGGUGUGCAUUUGAACAGCGACACAAGCAAUUUGCCGUCAAUUACAUAUUGGUUUAGCCGUUUACUUGUUGUGCGCGUGCUCUUCCCGUGUCCUGUACGCGUCAGUGGGUACAUGGCCUUACCAAUCAACAAUGGCUCAACAACUGUCGCCGCUAAGGCUGUUACAAUUACUGGCGCUAUCAUUGUGGUUUGCAGCAUGUCGCUACACUGAGUCACAGGCUGUGGCAUUGGAGGGAGUAGCGUUGGUUGAAAUAUAUGCGAAAAUGGGUGGGGGCGGUGGCAUUGAAACUAAUGGUUAUGCUGUUGGCGGCGAUAAUGGCGGUGAUGUUGCUGGCAUAAGAGCUGUUGUAAAUGAUUGUUUUGAGAUAUUUUUGCAGGAUAGUCGCAACGCCAGCAACACCUAUGCGUCGGCAUAUAGAGAAUGUCUCAAUUUAGGCAAGGAAUGGCGGACGCAAAUUACAGUGCAGCAACAAUCGCAGCGUGAAGUCAUGACUGCGGAAAUGGCACAGAUGUGUAAGGAGUUUCACGAAUGUUCGCAAUCUGAAAGUGAUUUGGCAUUCUUCCAAUGCAAUAAAAAGAAUUCCUACAAAAACGUGAACACGCUAAUUUUUGUAUAUUCCAAUUCAUCAGCUGCCAUUGUGGAAUUGGAGGAGAAGUACCAUGAAGCUGAGAAAGAAGUAAUGCUGUGCAUCAUUGCCGCUGAGGAGCACUAUUUAAGAUCAACUACCAAUGCGUAUCUGCAGCUUUUGCGAUGUUUGAGAGCAUGAAGGAUUUGAUUUACAAAAUUGUGACAUUUCCAAAGCUACUUUUGGAGUUAAGUUUAAUGUAGUUUUCAUAUAACUAAUUUAAUGUUUAAAAAUGCGAUAUUCAGCCAACUGUCACUAGUGUCUUACUACUGACUUGAUGCUGACUAUUAGUUUCUCCUUAUUAACAAUUAUGAGUGACCGUUAUCCGAACCUUUUAUAAUAACUUUUAGCAAUAUAAAAUAUUUAUUUAUGUUUUAUAUGUAUAAGUAAAGCAAAUUCUAUAAAUUAUUUAUUAGCUAAAAAAAACUAAAAAAUAUUUGCUCGUAUAAAAAAGUAAUAAUGCUAAUGUAUUUAAAAGCCUUGAAUCGAGUAAUCUGUACUAUUAUGAACUCAUUCAUUUUAUUAUUAUAUAAAGUAAAAAAAGUGCAUCAGAUGUUGUCAUCGGCCUUACUUUUAUUAUAGUUACAAUGUUCUUAAUAUAUUAUUACACUCCACGAUAUGUGUGUAUGAAUAUUGCAGUAUCCAGUAUGCAGUUUUGUUAAAGAAUUAGUCUACUUUGCGAUACUACAUCUUUCAGAGGCCAUGCAGAUGCUUUUGAGAUAUCAGUGAUUGAAGGUAGAUGAUUGUUAAUGUAUUGUUGCUAUUGUAUGCCUCAAACGAGGUGUAGAAAGCAUAAUAUUUUAAUCUUGUGUUCCUCUGUAAUAAUAGGAAUAUAUCUUGUAUUGGUAACAGAACACUUCUUUUCAAAAGUAUUAGUGCCUUAAGAUUACUUAUUCAAAGCAAUUAGUGAUCAGGAAAAAUUGAAAUACUACCUGUCAUCAAACAGUUGGCGCACUCCCAUAUGAGCACCCAUGUCACGUUGCUGGUUGUUUUUAUUUAGGAACCAGCAUUAAUAAUGCCUGGCGAUAAUAAUGUCAGCCUUAAAAUUCAACGUAGAGUUUCGCCUGCUAACAAGUGCUACUUUGGACUAAGUAAGCAACUGAGUAGUAAGGUCCUCUUUCGACGAAGAAAUCUAACCCUUUAUAACUCUUUCAUCAUGUCUGUCCUUUUUUGUGUAUGGCGUAGAAGCCUUGAUGAUAACACCAUUCGAUGAGGCGUCCCUUGCAGUAGUAACGGCGAGUAUCGUAGACGAUGGAAUAAUGAGCUAUAUGAGCUUUAUGCCCACCUAGACAUAGUGUCGCAAGUAAAUAUCUGGUUGCUUUAUUGGAUAGAUCAUGUCGGCCGAUUUGAUAUAACUGAGUCGGCUUUCAAAGCAAGCCCGGUUGGAACCGAAUCAGUUGCGAGAAAAAGUAACGCGUAAUCUAUAUUAAUAUAAAAAAAACCAACCCUUUCGCAUUCACUUCUAAACCUGUUGACAGACUUUAUUAAUUACUAUCAACAAUUUGGAAGUUUCUAGCAUUCCAACCGUUCCGGUAGUCCAAGCGUUCUGUGACUAGUUGUUGAAAUAUAUUUAUGAGCAGAUUCUGAAUACUACAAUAAUUUCCUUUCUUACUUUUGUACUUAACGAACUAUGCUUAAAAUUUCACAUUUAUUUCUUCGGAAACAUAUUUUGAAUUUUCUUAUUUCUCGCACUGAAAUUACUUCAAAUGUGAUUAACUUCAAAUCCUGUAGAGUUCUUUA